Penicillium brevicompactum is the source of this 1968-nucleotide messenger RNA. Its product is annotated as DNA-(apurinic or apyrimidinic site) lyase APN2. Gene Ontology annotation, biological process: base-excision repair. The record is from RefSeq and is a predicted model, not a curated record. Gene Ontology annotation, cellular component: nucleus. The transcript has 5 exons. NCBI's taxonomy places the organism in Eukaryota, Fungi, Ascomycota, Eurotiomycetes, Eurotiales, Aspergillaceae. Bases 1 to 1968 code for a protein of 655 amino acids. Gene Ontology annotation, molecular function: endonuclease activity; DNA-(apurinic or apyrimidinic site) endonuclease activity; zinc ion binding.
AUGGGAUUCCGUCUCACAACAUGGAAUGCUAAUGCAUCCGAAAGAAAUCCAUUUUCCUAUGAGCCAUGGAGAGGCACACGUACUUUCGAGUCUAUGUUUGACAUCCUGGAAGCGGACAUCGUGGUACUCCAAGAAGCCAAGAUUCAACGCAAAGAUCUUCGAGAUGACAUGGUCCUCGUCCCUGGGUGGGACUGUUAUUUCAGUCUCCCACGAGUCAAGAAAGGCUACUCGGGUGUGGUGAUUUACACGCGCAAUGCGACAUGCGCUCCUAUUCGGGCAGAAGAAGGCAUCACCGGGGUGCUCUGCCCACCAAACUCAUCUGUGCCGUUCUGCGAGCUUCCCGAUGACGAGCAGAUUGGAGGCUAUCCCACUGAAGAUCAGCUUUCCAGGCCAAAUCUUGCCCCCAACGUUCUUGAUUCAGAGGACGAGGAGGGCAAUGGCUCAAACCCGACACCCGAUGCUAAGAUAGAUGCGGCAACUCUUGACUCUGAAGGUCGCUGCGUCAUCCUCGAAUUCCCUGCGUUUGUUCUCAUCGGCGUUUACUGUCCGGCUUAUCGCGACGAGAGCCGGGAUAGCUUUCGCAUGGAUUUUCUCAAUGCCCUGGAUUCUCGCGUCCGCAACUUGACACAGAUGGGGAAACGAGUGAUUGUCACUGGCGAUAUCAACAUUUCCAAGCAGGUCAUCGACACUGCCCAUGGAAUCGAGAGCAUAAAGAAGACUGCAAUGACAGACGAAGAAUUCAUAUCCAGUCCCGCUCGGCGGUUGUUUAACCAGCUGCUGCUGGAUGGCGUGGUUAUCGGGGAGCGUGAGGAAGGACGAGAAAAACCGGCUCUCUUUGAUGUCUGCAGAUCAUUCCAUCCCGAUCGCGCUGGCAUGUAUACGUGCUGGGAUCAGAAGCUCAAUGCUCGGCCCGGUAACUUCGGCUCGAGGAUCGAUUAUGUGCUAUGCAGCGUUGACAUGCAGGAUUGGUUCUCAGACUCCAACAUCCAAGAAGGAUUGAUGGGCUCGGACCACUGUCCUGUCUACGUGGUGUUCAAAGAUUUUGUUCACCAGUCCGGAACUAAGACUCAUAUUCGCGAUAUCCUCAAUCCUCCGGGGGCCUUCCACAAUGGUGAGCGCCAGCAGGAGUAUUCAAGCAAAUUGAUGCUGCCAGCAUCAGGGCGUCUGCUACCGGAAUUCGAUCUCGAUAAACGCAGAAGCAUCAAAGACAUGUUCUCACGCAAACCCACCCCGGGCCCACAAAAGCCGGUCGACAAGCCUUCUACGCUAGCUGUUACAGCCGAGACUGAAGCCACGAGGUCCCAAUCCAUCGCCACGGCAUGCUCCAGCCCUCAUGAUCUGCCACAAAAGGCUCCCACUCUCAACACAAAGGACAACACACUCAGUCCCCGCAAGCGAUCUCAGCCUUCGUCUACCGCGCCCUUGAAGCGAUCGAAAUCAUCCGCAACAACAUCCUCUGCAAGCUCUCAGAGUGGCCAGAAGACAUUGAAGGGCUUUUUCAAACCGAAGGUUGUGGACAAUAAAGAAUCUGUUGUAUCGUCGGCGGCUUCUGUGGGUCUACAAGUAUCAUCUUUCAGCCCGGGAGCAUCCACUACGUCACCAAGCAAGACCGGUGUUGCCCCCACUGGUUCUCAGAGCUCUACGAGUGUUGAAAAAGACCACGGUGCAUCUGCUCCGUCUUCGCAAACUGGUACAUGUACCAACGAUGAAUUUGUGGUCGACCCGAUCGUCAGCAAGGAGGACUGGACGAAGCUCUUCACGAAGAAGCCGGUCCCCUCGUGUGAUGGGCACCAAGAGCCAUGUAUCAGUUUGACCACCAAAAAGCCCGGGAUGAAUCGCGGACGCUCGUUCUGGAUCUGCCCGCGGCCGUUGGGGCCUAGCGGAGAAAAGGAGAAAGGCACGCAAUGGCGAUGUUCUACUUUCAUCUGGGCCAGUGACUGGAACUCGUCGGCGGGAUCGCAGCUAUAG